This is a messenger RNA of Rhineura floridana, 2085 nucleotides long. It is a transcript of the gene PROCA1, whose product is annotated as protein interacting with cyclin A1. The transcript is spliced from 5 exons. Gene Ontology annotation, molecular function: A2-type glycerophospholipase activity. NCBI's taxonomy places the organism in Eukaryota, Metazoa, Chordata, Lepidosauria, Squamata, Rhineuridae. The coding region runs from base 1 to 2085 and encodes 694 amino acids. Gene Ontology annotation, biological process: arachidonate secretion; phospholipid metabolic process. The record is from RefSeq and is a predicted model, not a curated record.
AUGCUCAGGAAGGGAGCCAGCUUGGAUAGGUUCCUUCAGUCCACAGGGCAAGUGGGGGUCACCUCGUUGACCCCGGGCGGCGGGCACAGCUUUGCGACAAAGAGCUCCGUCCCGCGGCCUGAAAGGAGAAAUCCCAAAGGAGGCUGUGUCCUACGGGCCCUGCACGAUCACCCCAUCUUGGUUGCCACGGCAACCGGCCUCAGCCCACCCUCUUGGGAGCCAGUCAUGAAUCCAGGAAGAGGGGGGCUUGUGAGAGUUCAAGAACAGGGAAGAGCCCGCCUGCAGCUGGAUGAGACCCAAGGGGGCCCGUCCAGUCCUGUCCCCGCCGCGGCCAACGGGAUGCCCCAAAGAGUAGCCCCCAAGCAAGUCCUCGAGACGGGACUGGAGGUAGCGGCGCAGCUAUCGAGGGAAGAAGCCCUCCAACCCCGCCCCUGCAAAAAAAUCCUGGCGCUUUCUGCUUCCCAGAGCUUUGGAGCCCGUCGGGGGCGGGAAGGCGGGGGCAGGGAGCAUUCCGGCCCCUCCUCUCCCCGCGGAUCAGGCCACCACACGGCGGGGCUUAAAAGGCGCCGGGGGCGCCGGGCGCUGUCUCUGCCCCAUGGUGCUGAAAGUGGGCAGCAGCAGCAAUCACUGCCCGUCCCGUCGGUCAACCGGAGCGCAAAGAGAAUGCCUUGGAGGGCGGCGGCAGCGCUCCUCUGCCCGGCGCUGCUGCUGCUGUUGGCGGCGGCAUCUGGAGCGGGGCUGGCACGGGACUCCCCGGCCCCCUGCGUCCUCCGCAGCCCGCUGAGCGACGGGCGACUCCGCUUCCAGGCCUCCGACGGGCGGGAGCUGCUGAGCGCCACUUGGGCGCCCCGAGGGGCCGGCCUGAGCGGCUGCCGCGUCUCCGUCGAGGCGCGGGAGGUGGCCGCUUUCUUAAGCCGCUGCCCCGCCGUCCAGAGACGGGAAGAGGAGGAGGAAGGGGAACCGGCCUUCCCGGGCUUGGCAGAGGCCAAGGGAGCCUGCCUGGAUGGCAGCGGCAGCGUCUCCCCUCGACGGCGGACCAAGCGCGGGUUCACCUACCCGGGCACCCUCUGGUGUGGGGCCGGCAACAUCGCCGCGAGUUACGAGGAGCUGGGAGCCCACCGGGAGACGGACAGGUGUUGCCGGGAGCACGACCACUGUCACCACGUCAUCCACCCUUUCACCUACAAGUACGGGUACCGGAAUUUCCGCUGGCACACCAUCAGCCACUGCGACUGCGACAACAGGUUAAAAGCGUGCUUGAGGGCAGUGAAUGACACAGCCUCCCGGGUGGUGGGUCAAGCCUUCUUCAACGUCAUCCAAGUCCCUUGCUUCAAGUUUGCCUACAAAGAGCAAUGCGUGGAGCCUUAUCUCUAUGUCUGGUGUAAGAAUUACACCACAGUGGUUGUUGCUGUGGCCCAGGAACCAGUGCUGUAUGAGUUUGGCGGGGAGCUAAUCGAUGGGCUUGCAACACGUCAGCCACCAGCAUGGCCUUCCUCCACCACGGCUCCACCCCAUAGCUGCUCCUCUCCACCAACAAACUCAGCUUCUCUUCCACGCAAGCCAGAGCAGGCUGUCACGGUGGCUGUGACCACUCCUGCUCCCCAGGCUAGGCCCAGCAGCUUGCCGAAGAAGCAUCGGAAAGGCAAAAAGGGCAAAGGGAAGGGGAAAAGAAGGAAAGGCAAAAAGGGCAAAGGCCUGAAGAAGGCAGAGGCAAAGGCCAAGACUCCAGCUGUUCUGCAUCCCCAUAGAGAAGAUGCUGCCAUCUCCCGCAAGCAGCUGGCUAUGCACGAACCGGCCAAGGUGGACUUCCAAGCCCAAGCCGAGCUUCCAGACAUAGAAGAGGAUCCAUUCAACGCCAUCCUCAGUGAUGACCCUGCAGGAGGGGCUGACCUGAGCGCUGACGCAUCUCAGGCAGUGAGCAAAGAGGCAGCAGCCCCACCAAAAGCCAAUUCCAAGCCUUCCUCUGUCCAGAAGAAGAGGAAGGGCAGGAGAAGUCGCCUUCAGAAGAAAGAGGGGCAGGUCCACUCUGUGCCCAGCUCAGACUUGGGGGGCAGGGGACAAAGUUUUGCUGUUCAGGGCAUGUAA